Messenger RNA from Cuscuta europaea, 916 nucleotides. Lineage: Eukaryota; Viridiplantae; Streptophyta; Magnoliopsida; Solanales; Convolvulaceae. The record is from the annotation of a GenBank genome assembly.
CAAAAUUGGAAAAACCGAAAAAGUUCAAAAUGAAAAUGCGACCAAGAGAGUACAGCAUAAGACAAGACAACAACAAUAAUAACCCAAAACAAGAAGCAACAAGAACCACCUUGUCCCGGUCCCCCCAAUUCAGUCAAAGCAAGAAGAGGAUCCAGUUGUCCCCCGCGUCUGAUAGAGGGGAUGCGGAAUUGGUGAUGGAGAAAGCAGAGCAAGAGUUAGAGAGGAGAAGCAAGUUCUUGAACACCCUGAUACUGAGGAAGAAGGCCGUGGAGGAGCAGAAGAACCAGCCGCCGCCGCCGCCGCAGAAUGAGCUCCGUAAUCUCCGCGUGAGGGCCUCCGACAUGCCCUUAGCCCUUCAGAACAGAGCUUUUAGGUGCGCUAAGAACUGCCUUGAUUCCAUGCCCUCUCCCAAGCUUGACAGCAAACGCCUCGCCCUUGCUCUCAAGAAGAUAUACGUAGUAUGUGGCAGACUGGCAGUGUUAUCUUUUGGGAAAUCAUUAACAAUCUACGCUCCAUCAGGAAUUCGACUCAGCUUACGGUCCAGCUUGGCAUUGCAUUGUGGGAACAAGCUUUGGGUCAUAUGUGACGCACUCAAUGGGAGGCUUUUUGUACUUCUCCAUUGACAAGGUUUAUGUUCUUCUUUUUAAAACUGCUGUAAAGCCUUUGAACAAAUAAAUGAUCACUGUGUUCUGAUGAUUCCCAUUACAUCUCCUGUUAUUUUGGACCGUUUUCUGGGGAGCAAACUCCUGCUAAGUUAGUCCUGAUCUUGAAAAGUUACAAUAACGUAGAAAUGAACUGUGGAAACUAAUGACUGCACUGAGUUCUUAGAUUUUGUUCAUAUAUAUAUAUAUAUAUUGUAGCUAGUGUGUUGCAUUGCCACAUACUGUUUGUCACAUUUUUUCGUUUUAGCUUUUCC